AUGCUUGCGAGCGGGGACUUGGCAAGACCUUUGCUUUUGGCCAAUACUCCCCUCAGAUGGAGGACAGCCCGACCGGCCGAUGCCGAGUCGGUGGAAACGACCACAAUCCCUUCCUGGACUCCCCUAUCACCGAAAGCCCUUUGCCCAACCGGACUCCCGGUCGCAGAAUGCUUUCCUACUGAUCUGAUGCAUCACUGA
Messenger RNA from Penicillium alfredii, 198 nucleotides. RefSeq lists its product as uncharacterized. The record is from RefSeq and is a predicted model, not a curated record. NCBI's taxonomy places the organism in Eukaryota, Fungi, Ascomycota, Eurotiomycetes, Eurotiales, Aspergillaceae. The transcript has 2 exons. Bases 1 to 198 code for a protein of 65 amino acids.